This is a messenger RNA of Racocetra fulgida, 734 nucleotides long. NCBI's taxonomy places the organism in Eukaryota, Fungi, Glomeromycota, Glomeromycetes, Diversisporales, Gigasporaceae. The record is from the annotation of a GenBank genome assembly.
AUGAAAACCGAAUCAGAGGAAAUAUCUGACGAGCUUGAACGAUUAAACGAAUUAACCAAAAAGUUUAUCGAAGUACUUACCGCCCGUAUUCAAGCAUCUUCAAGGCCCGAUCAACAUCCUAAUCCCGAUGCCUAUUAUACGUAUGAAGAAAAAGAAUAUGCGCGAAUUAAAGAAAAAAGUGAAAGAACCCCUGAAAUCGUACCUGAAGCUGGAUGGUGUUUGAAACUCACCGAAGGUGAAAAGCUGGGUGGAAUUGAAGUCGAAAAGAACGAAAAUGAUGGAAUUAGAGUUGAAAAGAGCCAACCCAAGGCCCCCACCUACCAAGAAUUAGCGGAAAUGGGUCAAAAAGAUAGUGACCAAGAGCCGAAUAUCUUCAGUGAUCGUCUCUGCGACGAAUUAAAUCUGUACAAAAAUCCUUGGCACGACCACGAAAGUCCUAUAGUGCAUCUCCCCGAUGCUAAGGAUUGUACCAUCGACAAAAUUGACAAAGACGCUGAAGAUGACAAAUCGGAUGGACAAUUCGACCCCAGUGGACCUUGUUACCGGAAUGAGCGCCGUCUUGAAAAUGAGAAUUUUCCCCCUGAACAAUUCCGUGGUUAUAAUGCUUCCCCUGGUCAAGUUAUACGAAAAUCUGCGAAAAUGGGCAUAAAACGAAAGAAACCGCCGCUGGAUGAAUACAUCAUAGAAAUCAAGAUUCAGAGAAGCCUGCCUGAUAAAAAUAGAAAAGGAAUAGG